Molecule: messenger RNA, 568 nt
Organism: Penaeus chinensis
Lineage: Eukaryota; Metazoa; Arthropoda; Malacostraca; Decapoda; Penaeidae
Source: RefSeq, a predicted model, not a curated record
UUUACGGAAACACUGGAGGCGCAUUUGAAAGCCUGGCGAGUUCUCUUGCUGUUAGUAGGAGCAGCGACGAUUCUCGAGGGAGCAGCAGGAGCAGGAGCAGACGCCAGCGGGAGGGUCGUCGUGUCCUUCCAGACGGCUGAUCAGGAGCAGUUCCAGUUCGGGCGUCCGGGAGAGGCGGUGUUCGGGGCCUAUAGCUGGACGAGCCCCGAAGGAUACCAGCUCGUAUUCCGAUAUGUGGCCGAUUCCUCCGGCUUCCGCGUGAUGGGCGACGCCGUUCCGGUAGAUUCCGAGGGCGUAGCGGCCAACGGCGAGCAGGUGAACCCAGUCACCCCGAACGACGGCUUCGUGCUAAGUUGAAAACGAUGUAGGAAGGUGUUGUUUCGGACGAUGCCUCUGUCCGAAUCGUCGUCAUCAGUUGAUGUUCGUACCUCUUGUUUUCAGCACUUCGAAGCUGCAAGUCUGUUACAUAUGUGAAAUGUGAUCUUGCCAGCUGUUGAUAACUUUGCUUUACUGUAGAGCAGUAACCAGCGACUUUGUAGAUAGCGAAAAAGUAAAUAAUGUAAUGUAC